UCCUCUUUUUUCUCCUCCAUCUCCUCCUCCUCUUCUUUCACCUCCUCUCUUGGCGCAAUAGCUGCUGCCUGUUGCUUUGUCCUGGACAGAAACAUUGGAUGAAAGCAAUGGGGACCUUUCCAUGGACUUUGCAACACUUAAGGUUCCUGGACUGAACAUGGAAAAGCAAGCAACUUGAGAAGCCUUCCCAGGAAAUCCAAAAAACUCACUAUGGAGAAUGCCACCCUCUUCCUUCUGUCCUUGAACUCUAGCGACAACUCCUCUGACGUGGACUGCGGCAAGGAAGACCAUCCCUAUAAAUGUAAGUUUGACGAGGACUUCAAGUACAUCCUCCUGCCCGUCUCCUACAGCAUCGUCUUCGUGGUGGGCCUCUGCCUCAACCUCCUGGCCCUCUACAUCUUCAUCUUCCGCAUCAAGACCUGGAAUGCCUCCACCACUUACAUGUUCCACCUGGCUGUCUCCGACACCCUCUACGUGGUUUCGCUGCCACUCCUGGUCUACUACUACGCCAUGGAGGACAACUGGCCCUUCAGCGUGGGCUUGUGUAAGAUCGUGCGCUUCCUCUUCUACACCAACCUCUACUGCAGCAUCCUCUUCCUCCUCUGCAUCAGCGGCCACCGCUUCAUGGGCAUCUGCCUCCCACUGAAGUCCUUAGACUGGGGCCAGGUCCGUUACGCCCGCUGGAUAUCCGGCAUCGUUUGGUUGGUGGUCAUCGCCUGCCAGUCUCCGGUGCUCUUCUUCGUCACCACCAGCCAGCGGUGUGACAAAAUCACUUGCCACGACACCUCGGCCCAAGAGCUCUUUGGCCAGUUUAUCAUCUACAGCUCGAUCAUGUUGGUCGUUCUCUUCUGCAUCCCCUUUCUGCUCAUCAUCAUCUGCUACUGCUUGAUGGCCCGCCGGCUUCUUCAGCCCACCCGAGGCAUGACCCGCAUGUCCAGCUCCAAGAAGAAGUCGGUCAAGAUGAUCAUCAUCGUCUUGUUGGUCUUCAUCGUGUGCUUCUUGCCCUUCCACGUCACCCGCACCUUGUACUACUCCUUCCGCAACUGGGACUUGAGUUGCCCCACUCUCAACGCCAUUAACUUGGCGUACAAAGUCACCCGGCCCUUGGCCAGUACCAACAGUUGCCUGGACCCUAUCUUGUACUUUUUGGCAGGGCAAAAAUUUGUGAAAUUCGCCUGCCCGCAAGCGCCGGCCAAGGACUCCAACCAAACUGACUCCAACAAUACGUCCAAUUGCCACACGCGGCGGACAAGAGACAAUUUAGCCAUGAAAGCCAAGACUGUGGCGUUUUAGUCGGUGACAUUUCAGACUUCCGCCGCUCUGUAAAGUAUUACCAAGUUACCUAAAGAGGUUGGAGUCCUGUCCUGAAAGAAGGAUCCGGCCGCCGAGACAAUGGGAAUAGAUUUCCUGCCCAUAUCAGCAGGAAGCGGUAAAAAAUGUAUAUGUGUGAACGUGAAGGAUGGAAAGAAGAUUCACUGCUAAUCAUUUCCUACCCCGCAAAAAUGGGAUUCUCAGCAUUUGAGAAAUGGAGUCAGGAAGACUAAUAUAGAAGUGUGAAUUCUGUAGUUUUCUCCCAGUAUUUGCCCAUUCUGAUAAUUUGAGGAAAUAACUCUACAUAGUAAUAUCCAAGGCUGGAUAUACAGGGCCAUAUAAUGCAAUUUCAAACUGUAUUAAAUGGUUGGUGUAGGCCAUAUAUCAGGCAUGGGCAAACUUCAGCUCUCCAGAUAUUUUGGACUGGCUGUUAGGAAUUAUGGGAGUUGAAGUCCAAAACACCUGGAGGGCUUUUUUUUGUCAUGUCAGGAGUGACUUGAGAAACUGCAAGUCGCUUCUGGUGUGAGAGAAUUGGCCGUCUACAAGGACGUUGCCCAGAGGACGCCCGGAUGAUUUGAUGUUUUUAUCAUCCUUGUGGGAGGCUUCUCUCAUGUSUCCRUAUGAGGAGCUGGAGCUGAUAGAGGAACCUCUUGGAACCUCUAGGUCCUCCARCAUGACUCUAGGUCAGYUUCUGCA
Molecule: messenger RNA, 2007 nt
Organism: Anolis sagrei ordinatus
Lineage: Eukaryota; Metazoa; Chordata; Lepidosauria; Squamata; Anolidae
Gene: P2RY2
Product: purinergic receptor P2Y2
Biological process (GO): phospholipase C-activating G protein-coupled receptor signaling pathway; blood vessel diameter maintenance; positive regulation of mucus secretion
Cellular component (GO): plasma membrane
Molecular function (GO): A1 adenosine receptor binding; G protein-coupled purinergic nucleotide receptor activity; G protein-coupled UTP receptor activity
Source: RefSeq, a predicted model, not a curated record